This is a messenger RNA of Pipistrellus nathusii (Nathusius's pipistrelle), 735 nucleotides long. NCBI's taxonomy places the organism in Eukaryota, Metazoa, Chordata, Mammalia, Chiroptera, Vespertilionidae. The record is from the annotation of a GenBank genome assembly.
AUGCUGCCACGCGUCGGAACUCAGCUGCCCGUGGGCCACAGGACGCGAGUGACACGCGGGAGGGGGCCAGCGCCAGGAACCAUGCAUCUCUUGCUCAGAUUAACCGUUUUCUUCUGCGCGUGGGGCAUUUUCACCGCCCAGGGACAAAAGGAAGAGGGGCGCACGGAGGAGGUAAAAAUAGAAGUUGUGCAUCGUCCAGAAAACUGUUCUAAGACCAGCAAGAAGGGAGACCUACUAAAUGCCCAUUAUGACGGCUACCUGGCCCAAGAUGGCACGAAAUUCUACUGCAGCCGGACACAACAUGAAGGCCACCCCAAAUGGUUUGUUCUUGGUGUUGGGCAAGUCAUAAAAGGCCUAGACAUUGCUAUGAUGGAUAUGUGCCCUGGAGAGAAGCGAAAAGUGAUAAUACCCCCUUCGUUUGCAUAUGGAAAGGAAGGCUAUGAAGGCAAGAUUCCACCUGAUGCAACAUUGAUUUUUGAGAUUGAACUUUAUGCUGUGACCAAAGGACCACGAAGUAUUGAAACCUUUAAGCAGAUAGACACAGACAAUGACAGGCAACUCUCCAAGGCUGAGAUAGAUCAGUACCUGAAAAAGGACUUUGAAAAAGAUGAUAAGCCACAUGACAAGUCAUAUCAGAAUGCAGUUCUAGAAGAUAUUUUUAAGAAGAAUGACCAUGAUGGUGAUGGCUUCAUUUCUCCCAAGGAAUACAAUGUAUAUCAACAUGAUGAACUAUAG